CCAUUUCGCUCCCAUUUACUGCUUGUACUGCUAGCUUACUGCUUCAACCCAUAAUCAGGGGUGCUCACUCAUGUCGCGUCCCUCCGUUGCCUCACCUGCCCUCUCUGGACCUAGACCUUUCUCCUGCUUCUUCUACUCACAUCUUCAUUAACUCGUAUCGUCACUAUAUCCUCGACUUGAAAUGCUCGACCGAAUCCCAUCUUUCAAUGCGUCCACUUCUCAUUCCCCAAUGCAGCUUAUCGCCGUCAUCCGAGAUUACAUCGUGUCUCUUCCAAAGUCUGACAGACUCAUUUUACCCUUUGUACCCAAAUGGGUCAAAUUAGGCUUUAUCCUCAUCAUCGCCCUCAACGUACAAUCAUUUCCCUUUGCUUGGCACGUGAGAUUAUGGAAACACGCGGUGUGGACUUAUUGGCAAGUAUGGACCAAAGGUCGAAAAGGGUUUUUGGAUGAGUAUCGAAGGAAAGUGGAGAAGAUGCCUAAUCUUCGUGAUGUCAGGGCGACUCAGAGUAGGAUGGUUUUUGUAGACGAUUGUGAUUACAAUUUUCAUCUAUCCAACAGUUGUUACGCGAAGAACGGUGAUGCGGUUCGUAUGCAAUAUUGUAUCGAUUCAUUUGGUCCUGUUUUCACCCCAGGUGUAUACAUAGCUAUGGGCGCCUCGCACUAUAUAUUCUUCAAAGAGAUCCCAUUCUUGUCCAAUUACACCAUGGAAGCUAGGGUAGUCGGCUGGGGUGAGAAGUGGAUGUACGUCCUCACAGAAUUCAUCAUUCAUCCCAAGAAAUCCAAAAAGUCUCGAACCAUUGGGGCCCCUCCCGCCAAUGCAGACACCAAAGCCGAAGUUCCUGCUUUGGCCGUGCCCAACUUGGCCUCGUCUUCGGGAACUUCAUCGGAAGGCCCGUCGGGCACCAACACUCCUCAGAACGGGCCUGCGGGCCUAGUCAAGAAGGCCUUCUACGACGCACCGCCCGUGAGAGCAGAUGGCGGUGUGGUAUGCUGCAUCACGAUGCACGAAUAUUGCUUCAAAAUUGGCCGGGUGACGGUUCCUCCUCGAAUCGCCAUGUACUUUGCCCAGCGUUCCCCCUCUCCUCAGGCCAAAGAUCACGCUCGUGAUCUCUUACUCAAGAGCAAAGACCGUGGUGUCAAGUGGCUCCGCGGAGGAUGGAAAGAAGAACCUAACGCGGAUGAACUGGGAAAGGAUGUUGGAGGUGAAUGGGCAGAGGUCGGAAGGGAGAACAUGGAACGUGUCUUAUCUGGACUGAGCGCGACGUGGAGUAGCUAAAGUGUAGUGUAAUCAGUCCAAGUGAUCACGAGUGAGUUAGAUCUAUAAAGUGUCGAUGCAUAGAUGUUGUUUU
Molecule: messenger RNA, 1349 nt
Organism: Tremella mesenterica DSM 1558
Lineage: Eukaryota; Fungi; Basidiomycota; Tremellomycetes; Tremellales; Tremellaceae
Exons: 7
Coding region: 182-1276 (364 amino acids)
Source: RefSeq, a predicted model, not a curated record